This is a messenger RNA of Dermochelys coriacea (leatherback sea turtle), 4910 nucleotides long. Its product is annotated as solute carrier family 2, facilitated glucose transporter member 5-like. Gene Ontology annotation, biological process: monosaccharide transmembrane transport. Gene Ontology annotation, cellular component: membrane. NCBI's taxonomy places the organism in Eukaryota, Metazoa, Chordata, Testudines, Dermochelyidae. The record is from RefSeq and is a predicted model, not a curated record. Gene Ontology annotation, molecular function: hexose transmembrane transporter activity.
CAGCCCCGCGCAUGCACCUUGCAUGUGGUGGUAAAAGAUUUAGGGACCGAAGGGGUUAAUAUGCUUGGGGGCAAAAGCAGCAGAUCAAACAGCUGAGCAAAAAUGUAAGAGACAGGUGAAAUGUGCUGCUCUGAAUAUGCCAUGACCUGCAGCAAUGCCCCUAGCAGCCAGCUGCAGAUGGCUCCUUCAUGCUGUGCACUGGGCUGUAUUCCGGUGUAAAGAACAGGGAGGCAAUCUGCUGCCAUGAGACGGUUCUAACCCGGUUUUGUCCCAUGCCCACAGGCAGGACUAAAACUAGGCUGUCACAUAGUUAGGGUUUGAGCCUGUCCCCACUGAAGCCAAUGGCAAGGCUCCCGCUGGCCACAGGAUCAGACCCUUCGAGCGCAGUGCUCGGACAGGGUACAUUUUGUAGUUUAAAUGGGCCCGGAGCGAGACAGAGGCUACAUGAGAACAGACAAAUGCUCUUUAGGCCCUAUGCCAAUCUUUGUCGGCUGAAUCUCUGUAACCCUUGUUCAUGCUAGUCUCAGAGCCCUGCCAACAACUGCGUUAAUACACAGUGGUGUCUGUCGUCAUUUCCCUGUGCAGCACGGACGAGGGUUUUCUCUUGUCUGGGAUGGAAGAUGGACCAGGCUGUAACUAAUGAGCAAUACUCAGGACUUGCAGUGUGCACGACCAGCAAUUCAGAGGUGCUGAGCACCCUCAUCAUCCAGUGUUGUUAGUGGGUGCUCAGAGCGCUCUGCUCCUCUAACUCCCUCGCUAGGUACCGCCUGAUGUUUUCCCGAAUACUACAAAAGCGUCAUUCAAACAAAUGCCUAUCCCCACCUCCGGCCCCCCAAGCCCUCCAGCAGCAGCCCCAGACACUGCAGUAGCACCAUUGCAUGCUGCAGUGGCUGGAUCAUUGGCAGAUAAUACAGGUUCAAUAGGGGCUGUUGAGUGUGGGAUAGUACCCGGAUUUUACACAUGGAGAAAAUGAGGCCCAGUGAGGUGAAAUGAACUUGUCCCAUGCUGCCACAGAGGCUUUGAACUCCAGGAGUUCCUGGCUCCCAGUUCUGUGCUCAGGCUCCUCGACUGUGCUGCCUCUAACUAAAGCACAACCUAUAGCACUUGAGAAAAUGGCUCUGUCCACGCAGGCUAAGACGGAUCCUACUGCUACAUCUGCAGAAGUGAAGCUGCUCUCCCCGGGGAAGAGCCAGCAUGCUGCAGUUGAGUUUCCGACUGCUUUCCCCACAGCUAUUGCAUCAAGGAGCUGUUUGAAACAUCCAGUGUGGCAGCAAUCCAGUUUGAACAUGGGCUUGGCACAAGGGAUUCUGACCUUUGUGGGGAUGGGGCCUUGAACAGAGGAAGGGAAUGCGGAGCCAUACGAGAGGUAUGCGAGAGCCAUGCAGCCCCCAGGAAGGUCCAGAGUACAGACUGAUUGUACUGGGCAAUAAAUCGUAUUAUUGGGUGUUCCCUGUCACACCCACAGAGCAGCCAGCAUGCAUUAUCUUUCCUCUUGGGGCAUCCCCUGCCCCACUUUGCCUAUAAAAGCCUGAAAUCAAUGUUUUUUGCCUCAUCCACCAAAAUGAAGCUGACAAAGGAAAAGCAGGAGAGCUCUGACACCUGCAGGGGCAGGAAGGGGAAAAUGACACUUCUGCUCGCAGGUGUAACGUUGGUGUCCGCCUUUGGAUCGUCUUUCCAGUAUGGUUACAAUGUCUCCGUGAUCAACGCUCCAGCUGUGUUCAUGCAAGAGUUUUACAAUCAAACCUACUUUGAUAGGAAGGGCGUCCCGAUGGAGAAUAGCUUCCAAACGCUGCUCUGGUCUCUCACGGUGUCUAUGUUCCCACUCGGAGGCUUCUUUGGGUCCCUUAUGGUCGGCCCUCUGGUGAACCAAUGUGGCAGAAAGGGCACUUUGCUGAUAAAUAACAUCUUCUCCAUUGUCCCCGCCAUCCUCAUGGGAACCUCCAAGGUGGCAAAGACCUUUGAAGUGAUCGUCCUCUCACGAAUCAUUGUGGGAAUAUGUGCAGGCCUGUCCUCCAAUUGUCGUUCCCAUGUACCUGGGAGAGAUGUCCCCCAAAACCUGAGAGGUGCGGUCGGGGUGAUGCCCCAGCUCUUCAUCACCAUUGGCAUCCUUGUAGCUCAGAUCCUGGGUCUAACUAACAUCCUUGGAAACCUUGAAGGCUGGCCAGUAUUAUUAGGGCUAACUGGAUCACCUGCAGUGGUGGAACUCCUCCUGUUGCCCUUCUUUCCUGAGAGUCCCAGGUACCUACUGAUACAGAAGGGCAAUGAAGGACAGCCAGGCAAGGCUCUGAAGAGGCUGAGAGGCUGGGAUGACGUGGAUGAUGAGAUCGAAGAGAUGCGUCAGGAAGACCAGUCAGACAAGUUGGAAGGUCGUCUGUCCGUGUUCAACCUCUGCACCUUCCAGGCCCUGCGGUGGCAGCUCAUCUCCAUCAUUGUCAUGAUGAUGGGCCAGCAACUUUCUGGAGUUAAUGCGAUCUUCUACUAUACAGACAAAAUCUUCAAGUCUGCGGAUGUGAAUGAAAAUGACGUGCAGUAUGUCACCGUGGGGAUAGGUGCAGUCAAUGUGUUCAUGACAUGUGUAGCGGUUUUCAUCAUUGAGUCCCUGGGGAGGAGACUUCUGCUUCUCACUGGCUUUGGGAUCUGCUGUAUAUCCUGUGCUGUGUUAACGAUGGCCCUCAACCUCCAGGCCACUGUCUCCUGGAUGCAGUACCUCAGCAUAGCCUGCGUCAUCGUCUAUAUCAUUGGACAUGCUAUCGGAGCUAGUCCAAUCCCCUCUGUGAUGAUAACUGAAAUGUUCCUGCAGUCGUCUCGGCCUGCGGCCUUCAUGGUGGGUGGAUCUGUGCAUUGGCUCUGCAACUUCACGGUGGGGCUCGUCUUCCUUUACAUGGUGGAAGGGCUUGGAGCCUAUUGCUUCCUUGUCUUCUGCGCCAUCUGCCUGGUCACUGUCAUUUACAUCUUCAUCAUUGUCCCCGAAACCAAGGGCAAAACCUUCAUGGAGAUCAAUCAGAGCAUGGCCAAGAGGAACAAGGUAGAAAUCCAGAUUGACAAACAAAAGCUGAAUGAUUUCCAGCCUGCCUCAGAGACACCGAAGAAGAAGGAAGAAGCACACUCAGUCAGUGUGCUCUGAUCUGGUCCAACAUCCCGAUUGACACAGUGAUGACCAGGGUUUCUCUUCAGUGGGGUAGCAGCUUCCUGACUGGACCUUUGCUUUUUCAUUCAAAACUUUGUCUGCAUGUCUCCCACAGUGGGAGAGCAUCCAAAGAAGCCAGAGAGCAGAGUCCGCAUUAGCUGCUCCCUGCCAGCACUAGCGUGAAUGUUGGUGGUAAUGUUUGGGUUUAGAAAAUUAAUCUCCUUUCUCUGCAUUCACAGGUUGAGCUAACUGUGGGCCGUAACUCUCAGCCAGCAAAAAAUUGUCACUUAAUUCUUAAGUAGCACGUCCAAAGUGCUGUGCAAACUCAUCCAAAUUCUGGAGAGGUGUGUAUCGCUGUCCCUGUCUUACAGAUAGGGAAACUGAGGCAGUGAAAUUUGCAGAGCCAGGAUUAGAUCCCACAAGGGCCUACCUUCCAGCCCUGCUCUGGCCAGUAGACUGUGCUGUCCCCUAGUGGAUGUAGGCUGCCAAUUCAAUGGGAGCAGCAUAACUCUGGUGUAAUUCCGGUACAAAACAAAACAAAACAAAAAAAUACCAAGAGCAUGGUACAAUGAAUGCUCUGGGGCUGGGUAGGGAGUGGAUCAGUGAGGGGCCCUGGUUCACCCUCAGGACCUGCUCCGUGCGGCUGACUUAGGGCCCGUCCAGCUGCAAGAGAGACCCCGCUCGGGAUGCAGUGUGGGAGAUGACUCCAUUCAGCAUCCAGACCUGGCUGUGCGGAGGGGAGAGAACUCUCGCCGUAAGUGUAACACCCCGCCCCUGCGUUCCUGCUGCCUGGAGACCGGGACACGUGGGGGUAUCACCCCGGUGCUCCAUCUGGCAGAUUUGACUCUUCGGGCCUCUGUAGCAUAACACAACAUCAUGUAGCAAUGUGGCCGGGAGCGUUGCCACCGUGACACAGGGUCCAAGCUAUGGUGCCAUGCCUGACUUCCCAGCAACGGAGCAAACGCAGGUCCUCCCCCUCCCUCCCCCUGCUACUCUGGGUGUUUUUGCACCCCUGGGUUCUUGAUCUCAGUGGGUGCCAUUGAACCCAUGAACCCCCACUAAAGUUGCCCCUGGUGCUGCCUGUCCAGUUAACUAUCCUUAAUGCAGUUUCUGUCACACAUAGCAGGGCUGGGACAAACCAUCUUGAAGCUAACUAGACCUCUCCCAGGUCACUGCCAAGCAAGCAGGUUCACAACACUCUCUGGCUUUUGUCAUCACUGGAAGUAUUGUCCCAUUCCACCAUUCAAGUCAAUGUUGCCUAAAGAGCCACCCAAGGAAAACUGAGUGGUUGGCCCUUUGCUGUAAUCCUCCUAACCAGACAGAGGAAGCUGGUGCCUUUGAGAGCCAGUGGGCAGAAGUGUGACGAUCCUUGAUGUGGCAAUGGCUAGCGAAAGGGGGUGGUCCCAGGAAAGAAUUGGUGAGGAAGAGGUUAACAUUAGCCCUUAAUGCAGAAAGGGCUCUUGAUAGGUUGUGUUGGAAUGAUUGGUUUGUAGCUGUAAAUAAAUCUGAUUUGAUGAAAACUUCUGCACGUGGCUGUUAUGGUACAGGCUGAAAGAGGUUUCUGCAUCGCAAACGGUUGCUCAUUGCAAACGUUCUCAGUACAUUGAGGGCCUUGUCAGGAUGGCCGGCUCGCUCUUGUUGUGUAACCCUUCUAGGUGGCCUGUAGUAGAGAUGCCACGGGUUGGCUGUCCUUAAGAAUGAGUUUGACAGCCCCAAAGAAUGACACUUUCCAGGUGGUGUGGUAGGUCAUUGCUUAAGACAGGGACUCUCAUCUUUUGGUCCU